Molecule: messenger RNA, 973 nt
Organism: Sorex araneus (European shrew)
Lineage: Eukaryota; Metazoa; Chordata; Mammalia; Eulipotyphla; Soricidae
Gene: GLRX5
Product: glutaredoxin 5
Exons: 2
Coding region: 109-594 (161 amino acids)
Source: RefSeq, a predicted model, not a curated record
UGGAUUCGGCCCAAUGAGAGCCGUCGGGGGGCGGGCCACUGCCGGGCGAAGGGGUCCGGGUUGCAGGCCGCGGUCCCGGCCGUGCAGGGCUCCGGCGAGGCAGCAGGGAUGAGCGGGUCCCUGGGCCGCGCGGCGGCGGGUUUGCUCCGCUGGGGGCGCAGCGCGGGCAGCCUUGGCCGGUGGGGCCCAGGCGUGCGGACCGCGGGCUCGGACUCGGGCUCGAGCUCGGGCUCGGGCGGCUUGGCGGAGCAACUGGACACGAUGGUGAAGAGGGACAAGGUGGUGGUCUUCCUCAAGGGGACCCCGGAGCAGCCCCAGUGCGGCUUCAGCAACGCCGUGGUGCAGAUCCUGCGGCUGCACGGCGUCCGCGACUACGCGGCCUACAACGUGCUGGACGACCCUCAGCUCCGGCAAGGCAUCAAGGACUACUCCAACUGGCCCACCAUCCCGCAGGUGUUCCUCAACGGCGAGUUUGUGGGGGGCUGCGAUAUCCUCCUGCAGAUGCACCAGAACGGGGACCUGGUGGAAGAGCUGAAGAAGCUGGGGAUCCACUCUGCUCUGCUGGACGAGAAGCAGGACCAGGACUCGAAAUGAGGCGGCAGCAGUGGCGGUGGAGGCGGGCUGUCCCGGUGGACUCACCGCCGCAGGGAGGGCCUGACCCAGAGGGGGCCCCCCUGGGCGGCGCCCGCGGGCUCACACGCACCCCUCCUCCUCCCGGCCGGGCUUAGCUCGGGGACUCGGGGCCUGGGGCUCGGAGGUCAGCACAGCCGUCCUGGGCCCCACUGUCCACUCGGCCUCUCCUGCCGCCCUCGGCCCCAUCAUGCGUCCAGCUGGGCCUGGCCCGCAGAGCUGACCCAGCUCCCCGAUCGCCCCCUCCCCCCCCAAUUUUUGUAUCUUGUUCUAUGAAGAAAAGUGGUGGACAAGACAACGUGGUCACCGGGCUGUGGUUUUUAAAAUAAAACGCCAACAUGGG